Funneliformis caledonium is the source of this 465-nucleotide messenger RNA. Lineage: Eukaryota; Fungi; Glomeromycota; Glomeromycetes; Glomerales; Glomeraceae. The record is from the annotation of a GenBank genome assembly.
AUGGCGAGAUAUGGCACAGCUGUCAAUCAAAAUGACUGUCCAACAGUCAAAAUAAAUUUGACACAAUGCGAUUUAACUAGUCGUGAAAGCAAGGUUAAAAAUAGAAUUUCAGAUUUAUCAGAAAUUUUGCCAACUUUAAUUCCUAAUGGCUUUUUUACUAAUAAUAAUACUGAGUGGAAUAAUACCGAGUGGAGAGAGCCAGAUGAAGAAAAUAAAGAGAAUGAAGAUAAGUUUGCAGAGCAUUAUAAUGCUGCUAAAUCUAAAUUUAUACCAAGGUUGUGCUCUUUUCUUUAUGAUCUUAAUCGUGAUUUAGAUCCAAUAGCUCGUGUUAAGAGUGGAUCCAUGAUUCGUGUUCAAGUUGAAUCAAUUAAAAGACGAAAAUCAGAGACAUCUGGUGGUGGAAAGCGAAAACUACCUGCUACUAUCAGUAAAGGAAAGGAAAUUUUGGAACCUCAGGUCAAGUAA